GCAAGCCAGGAUAACAAUGUAGGCUUUGAAGACUAUUAAGAGUUCCUUCCGGCAAUCUCUACAGCGAAGACCCACUAGGGCACGCCGAACCCGGCCGCUGUGCCCGAGGGCUCGGUCGUGGUGGGGCUGUGCGUGCGUAGUGUGCUGGGCCUCUUGCGGCUUGGAAAUAAACAGAGACAAGGUCAGCAACCCUCCAGCUAAUACCGACCGGCCAUCCAAAGCCAUGCGUGGUUCACUUCACCAAGGCGAGUUUGUCCCCUGAACACCUCUGCACGCGGGCCCGGAAAACCCGAGGGGCGGGCCAAAGUCGGGGUCGUGUUCUAUGAGCCGAGCUUGGCUCCGGCGGAACUACGACGGAACCGAGCACCCCUCACCAGUGGCAGACCCGAGAAGGCUUGCCGGCUCAGGGAGAGAGGCUGACAUAUAAAAUGGUCCCUGGGAUUCGCUGGCUGACGUAUGUUACUGUAGCCCUGCCCAAGAUGACCACAUUCCGACGAGGCUUGACCACGAUGGCAUCGCUCAAGACCACCCCAAGCAAGAUCGUCUGCAUUGGCCGCAAUUAUGCGGACCACGUCAAGGAGCUCAACAGCGCGAGGCCGAAACAGCCCUUCUUCUUCUUCAAGCCCCCAAGCUGUGUGCUUCAGCCCGGCCAGGGCCCGGUCAUCAGGCCCAAGGGCGUCGACCUGCAUUAUGAGAUCGAGCUGGCGCUCAUCAUGGGCAAGAGGGUCAAGGACCUGGCUCCUGACGAUGAGCAAGGCGCCCUCGAUGCCAUUGAGAGUUACGCCCUGUCGAUCGACAUGACGGCGCGCAACAUUCAGAAUGAGGCCAAGAAGAAGGGCCUGCCGUGGGACAUCUCCAAGGGGUUUGACACGUUCUUGCCCAUCAGCCGCCUCAUCCCCAAGGCCAAGAUCCCAGACCCGCACCGGAUCGAGCUGUGGCUCAAGGUCAACGGCGAGACGAAGCAGGAGGACUCGACGGAGCUGCUGCUGUUCCGGAUCCCGCGCGUCCUGAGCGACAUCUCGCGCGUCGUCACGCUCGAGGAGGGCGACAUUGUCAUCACGGGAACGCCCAAGGGAGUGGGCCCUGUGGUACCCGGCGACGUCAUGACAGCGGGAAUCCGCGUCGACGGCAAGGAAAUCGAAGAGGCGGCCAUGGAGGUCCCCGUGGAGGAGAGUACGGGCGCUUAUGUCUUCCACGAGACGUGAGCGGUCCAGGGGAUGCAUUGUUUUGUACUAUCAUAAACAACAUAGACAUGAUGUGGAUGCCCCUUUCUUUGUCAAACGAACGGCCUUGAGAAACCAUCGUGCCCCUGUGCUGGUAGGGCCCCUCGGGCGUUGGGCGUACGAGCGUACGAGCGUACGAGCGUACGAGCGUACGAGCGUACGAGCGUACG
Messenger RNA from Diaporthe batatas, 1393 nucleotides. RefSeq lists its product as uncharacterized. The record is from RefSeq and is a predicted model, not a curated record. Gene Ontology annotation, cellular component: mitochondrion. Bases 429 to 1205 code for a protein of 258 amino acids. The transcript is spliced from 3 exons. Gene Ontology annotation, molecular function: acetylpyruvate hydrolase activity. NCBI's taxonomy places the organism in Eukaryota, Fungi, Ascomycota, Sordariomycetes, Diaporthales, Diaporthaceae.